Molecule: messenger RNA, 2635 nt
Organism: Anthonomus grandis grandis
Lineage: Eukaryota; Metazoa; Arthropoda; Insecta; Coleoptera; Curculionidae
Product: zinc finger protein 84-like
Exons: 6
Coding region: 370-1467 (365 amino acids)
Cellular component (GO): nucleus
Source: RefSeq, a predicted model, not a curated record
CCGGCGCUGCUACGGUAGCAGCACGACGGUACCAUCAGGGUCAAUGUUAGAGUAGUUCAGUGCCAUUCAUGUGAACGCCAUAGAGUAAACAACAAACCGGGGUGUACGCGUGCGGGAAAAGCCGGUAGUACUUUAAAAAACGCGGUUAAUAUUUUUUUUGGGUUCUUUUGGGGGUCGAUUUUUUUUUAAGGGACUGUACGAUAAUUCGUGCUUGAUACUGUGAACUGUGACUUUGAUGUGAUAACACUAUAGAAGUGAUAUUUGCACCAGAAUUAUGACUCGCACCCAAAAGAAUUAAUUGCACUUUUUAUGUACAGACUGGCACAGAAUUUUAUUUUAUAAUUAAGUACUUUAAAUUGGUAAUAAACAAUGGAAACGUGCGUAUUGAUACCACAAGAGUUUUCGCUCUGUAUAAGAAAUACGACUGAUAAGAACGGUAAUGGAGACCCAGAGGUUUCGGUGUGGAGCAACUCAGCUAUAGCUCAAGGGUCGCUGUGCUAUCCGUUUCAGGGUACCAUUAGAAUUGACAAGUUGGACGUGUAUGGUACCUUGGAGGAAAAUGAUAUCCGGCAUAGGUUCGGCUGCUUUGACGAAAUCACCUCGAGCAGCAUGGGCCACAAAGUCCGGCACUGUAACUGGGUGCGUUUUGUAAGGGUUGCUACAGCCUUCAACCCCUCGGUGAACUUCGUAGCAACGAAAGUGAGGGGCGAACCUGUUUACGAGGCUGUAAAACCGAUUGCACCCGAUACCGAACUGAUGGUUUACUAUUUGCCCGAGAGACCUGAAGAACUGUUUUUCGUUAGGAUGAGGGCCAAUUUGUAUAGGCAGACGAUGGACUCUAUUUUAGAAGACUCCCCCUUAGACCUUUCGAUGUCGCUCCUCUCUAGAGCGCUCUCUGGGUCACCACCUUCGGAACAUGACGAAAGGAAAUCGGUGUCAGAUGACUCAUCGGCAGCCUCCUCACAGGGUGAUUUACCAGAAACGACCGUGCCAACCCCCAGGGCGAGACCAAGAGAACGAACUCUACUACCUUGCGGAGUAUGUAAUAAAGCUUUUGAUAGACCUUCGUUGUUAAAAAGGCAUAUGAGGACACAUACAGGAGAAAAACCUCAUGUUUGUAUGGUUUGUGGCAAAGGCUUCAGUACAUCGUCCUCACUAAACACACACAGGAGGAUCCACAGUGGUGAGAAGCCUCACCAGUGUCCUGUUUGCUUGAAAAGGUUUACUGCGUCUAGUAAUUUGUAUUACCAUCGAAUGACACAUAUAAAGGACAAACCGCACAAGUGUAACUUAUGUAGCAAGUCAUUCCCUACCCCCGGAGAUCUCAGAUCACACAUGUACGUACACUCGGGUUCCUGGCCGUUUAAAUGUCACAUCUGUUCAAGAGGGUUCUCCAAACACACGAACCUGAAGAACCAUUUGUUCCUGCAUACAGGUAAACCGAAUGGAUCGACCAAAAAAGGAUAACCGGGAGUAAGCGAGAUCCAUGAAGAGGAUCGGAAUCUCAAUGCAAACUUUGUGAGAAAAACUAUAUGUGUUAUUAUUGUAUAGUCAAUGUUAUGCCUGUAUAUUUCGCUACAGCUUGCCGUAGAAACCCGUAAAUAAACUAGGAAUAUUUUGUAUAAUUUUAGGAUAUUUCUGGAGUAUCUCGGGAUAUUGCCAGAAUGUUUUCAGUGAGUGAUCCUUUAGAGUGCUUAUAGUACCUUCUUAUUUAUUUCCUUUCUUGGCUAUAUUUAAAUAUUUUCUUUAAAUCUUAAGAACUCUUUAAAGUUUAAAUAUUGCACGAAUUAAAAUUGAAAAAUGUGUGCAUCAAACAGACAUAUAGAUUUUUGUUUAUUUUUAACUAUUUUAUUUCCUUAGAUAAACACUUGCUAUUAAAGAAGCAAUUGCCAAAAGCUAAUUAAUUAUUUUACUUAUUAAUUUCAAAUAAUGAGAAACACCUCAAAUAUUAUUUAUGAAUCCCAAAAGGGACAAAAUAAAAAAGUUUUACAAAGUAAAACAAUAUUUUGAAAAAAUAUCCUAGAAGUGCAAAUGUUUAAAAGAACUGAAAAGGAAAAAAUAAGCCUUAUAUAUAAAACAAAAAUACAUUUUUAUAUAGGAAAAAUACACUAUUAACACUUUAUUGGGAUAUCCCAGGAACGUCCUGAUUAAUAUGGCAAGCUGUAUAAUUUAACGUUAUUUUAUCCGUCCCGUAGUCCCAAGUGAUAGAGGCUUAAUUUAAGUAAUAAAGACACAAGUAGCUUCAUACAAGUGUUUAGUAUAGCUUUAAUUUAAAAAAAAGUUUCUACAUUGUAUUAUAUUCGACCCUUCUUAGUGAUAUUGUAAAUUAAUGUUUUAUGUAUUAUACAGGGUUGUCUCCAUAUAAAAUGUCUUUAAGAUUUGGUUUAGUUCUUGCCUAAAUAUGACUGUAUUCGACUCAUGCAAAUGUUCAACGUUAGUCAUUGUGCCGAGAUUGGUUUUUAGUUAAGAUUUUAAUUUAUGUUAUUUUUGUUAUCCAAAAUUUAUUGACUUAUUUAUAUUAUGUUUACAUAAAUGGUUUAUGUGUUUCGUGUAACGCGUACGUACUAUGUCACUAUUUUUGUGUAAAAAAUGUAAAUAUAUUUUUUUUUAAUAAAAAGUAAUAGUUAUUGUGAAA